CGGGGGGCGGCGGCGGCGGCGGCGGCGACCCGCGGCGGGGCCCGGGGCAGCGGCGGGAGCCGGGAGCGGCGGCGGCCGCAGGUGAGAGCGGAGCCGCCGAGCGCAGCGGGCCGGGGCUCGGCCGGCGCCGGGAGCGGCGGGCCCGGCCUGCCCCGGUGCCUUCGGUGCGGCCGCGGCGGAGAGCGGGGGGGUCUGGCGGGUCCCGAAAUGCCGACUGAGUAUUUCAUGUCAGUAGGAGCGCGGGAGGGGUGCAGGCCCUCCGCGCCUCGGCCGUCGGCGGCGCGCCCGGGGAGGUCCCGCGUGUGUCCGCACGCGUCCGCCCCUGGCACGGUGUUGUAGCGUUCGGCGAUUAACUCUGUGAACGCCUCUUUUUCUUCUGCAGUCUUUCCGUAGCGUGUGGACCGCUCUGGAUGUGGAAUAAGAACUCGGGAGGCAGUUUACCCUUAGGUUUAUCUGAAAAAGCCGAGCACAUUUCGGUGUGGGAGGGAGGGCAGCAGCCCCGCGCUGGGCCGGCCCUGCCCUGACGGCUGCUUAGGUGGAAUCCUCCCCCCGUGCCUCUCAUUUCCACUGCCUUGGGACACAGAUCGCCUGCCUUCCUGAAAUAUUGCCUCUUAGCUGCAGCUAUAAUAAACCGCACUAGUCCAGGCUGUGUUUUUCCCACACUCGCAUUAUUGUUUCAGAAGGACUGAGUGAUGUGCCAGCAAAACGUAGUCCCCAUCCCUGGUCAUACACCCACAAAAGCAUUUAAUGUGUGGAGAGCUCAGAGAAGUAGUCUGUCUGUAGAACAAAGUCUUAGAACAGUGGAGUAAUGACGUUGCACGCUGGUUCGGUGUGCAGUGUCACCAGCUUUAUCUUUAUUUGCUUAGUCUAUGUUAGGCUAUUUUCAGGAAAGGAAUUCGUGUUUGCUCCCACACCAUGGAGCCUUGCAGUUCUGCCCAGCGUUUACAGUCUGUGCUGGAGAGAGAGUUGCUUUCUCACAGGAACGAUGUUACUGUUGCAUGUAACAAAAUGUAUUUUGUAGCCAAAACUGUCAAUUUUUGAGGGAUGGACUGGGAUUUGGAUAUUUGUAGUUAUUGUGUAAAGAACAGGAAGGUAACGAACAACACUUUUUUUUCCUUCACAUUUGGUUUUUUUAAUCUUUUCAACAUCCCCUUGAUGAAGGAAACAAGACUUGUAAGGUGAUUUAUAAAAAGGUUAUUUUAAAAUGUCCUUUUAGCUGUUAAACAAGGAGAUAGUCUCUUCACUAUAGUGUAAUCACUGUUGUUGCCUGCUUUUUGCAGUUUGUAACUGAUUUUAAUUCACGAGGCACAGUUAUUAUCAAAAAGGCCCAGGUCCCUUUUUUCAUAGAAUUGUUUGAUGUGAUGGUUUGGGCUGGAAGGGACCUCUAAAGAUCACUUAGUCCCAACCCUCCUGCUGUGGACAGGGACACCUUCCACUAGACCCGGUUCUUCUAAGCUCUGUCCCACCUGACCUUGAACAUUUCCAAUGAUGAGACAUCCACAGCUUCCUUGAGCAACCUCUCCUAGUGUCUCACCAUCCUGAUUGUACAGAAAUUCUUCUUUUGAUCGAAUCUAAAUCUGCCCUCUUUAAAUUUAAAACCACUGCACAUGGUACCAUCACUACAGAUGCCAGUAGAAGGUCUCUCUUCCUCAUAAGCCUUUUUAAGGGUUUUACUGAAAGACUGCAGUAAGAGAGAGCUCUUCUCCCCAGAGCCUGCUCUUCUCCAGGCUGAACAAUCCCAGCUCUCACAGCCUUUCUUCAUAGGAGAGGCGAUCUGGACUCGCUCCAGCAGGUCCACAUCAUUACUCAGUUCCCAGCACUUCAGGUGGGAUGUCACCAGAGCAGACUGGAGGGGCAGAAUCCAGAUCCCACAGUCUGUGUCUCUUUGCUGAAGAUAAUAAACAGCAGGUUUAUUAAUAAAAAUAAUAAUAAUAAAUAGGUUUGUGCUUGAUACAUUGAGCUGAAGCCGUUUGGAUACGGCCAUCCAGCCAGAUCCUUGGGCAUUUAAGUUUUAUUUCAAGCCCAUAUGUUUCUAAUCCUCCAUCUUCUCCUUAUUUUCUUUCUGCCCUGCCUAGGUCAUUGUAGUUUUCAUAGGCCAAUUUCAUUCCCUGGAAUAGCAGAAAAACUGGUGCUUUACUAAGUUUUCUGAUGUUUUGUGAGUUCAUUUAGUUAAUAAAAAGUCUGAUAGGACAUGAGCUCAAGGAAAGUGGGCAGAAGAGAAAUAAAAGAGAGAAGUGAUGCCCCUGUUCUGCAGCAGCAAGUUGUUAGAUCAACUCAUCUACUCAAGGAAGUGCGGCCACAGCAUAACGAUAAUUAAGUCACAUCCAUAGCCUAUUUUGCAUUACAUUUUUCAAUAUUCAGACUUGAAGAAGGAAAGUAGCAUUAAUUGUUUAGAACAUGACCUAGUAAGGUUGAGUGUGCGUUCCUGUGUACUUUCCCAUCUGUGCUGCAGUUAUUGCACCUGGCUACAGUGCAGUAGUUCAGUUGUUGCAGUGCUGAAUGCAGCAGUCUUUUACUUGGCUGUUUUUCUUGGCGCUGUUGAUCUGAUGCCCAGUGUUUGUACAUUGUGCAAAGAUCACCAAUACCUUCCUCUGCUGUUAACAACUUUGAAGAGUACAGGCCUCUUGGUACCACUCUGCACAUCUAGUACUGGCAGACCCAUUUUAUUUUUUUGUUGUGUUUGUCUUUGAACUAGAAGGAUAAUAUUUUUUUUAUGUUAUUGUAUUUGUAAGAGAAAUUGAAGUCUUUAUUUCAAUAUUGUAGUACCAUUGGCUGGGUGAUUAUACCUGGGGGAGGUAUUGUAGAUCUCAGAAUAUCUUAUACAUCUUGGUAUUUAAGCUUUAAAAAGAGCAGAAGUAACAGAAACUGAACACAACCAAAAAAAACCCACAAGAAGUUGCUUUCCUUUUGAGAUUGGGUUAACAGGGCCUUGCAAAGAAAUAAAUAUGUUUUAUAAAACCAAGGGGCAUGCUUAAAAUGGAAUGACCUGCAGGCUCUUAAUGUUACUAACCUUUUCAGUGUGUGUUGAAUUUUUGUGGUGAGAAAUUUCUCAGGAGUUUUUGUCAUGUGAUCUGUUUUUAUUUACUCUGGAGCACUGAGACUGCUCCCUGCCAAGGAAUUGACUAAAAGUCCCUUGAAAGAAAAAGUUAUGUCUUUUAGUAUUAUAUAUCCUGUGAUAAAGGUUAUUAUCUGUACAACUUGUAUAAAGCAAGUCAACUUCUAGAAUAAAUAUAUGAUAACAGAGUUGAGUUGCAGUGUGAUAGCACUGUUGCCGCUGGGUGAGCAGUCGGGGUGCUUGUCUUUCCUUUAUACUCCAACAAGCUUGUAUACCUUGAGCUAAUUCAUUAAUUUUCACCUUGCAUGAGCCCUGGAUCGUGCUGUUUGCUUGUGCACCCUACAACAUUGCUUUGAAAGCUAAACGUGCUCUAAGGCACAUGGAUUGAUAUUUUUAUAUUCUUGCCUUCUAUUGCAACCAUUCGUUUCAUCAGUCAGGGAAUACGAUCUCUACAUGCUGCAGCCUGAUAAUGCUGAAAAGUGCUGCUGGACACACUGAAAGUGUCAGUAGGAUAUCAUCUCAUUUUGACCCACUCUUAAGUUGCUGUGGGGAUCUGAUUUGAAAUCUGUGGUGUUGUGAGUGGUUGUGUUUUUCUGUUGUGCUUUUUAAAUUCCUGCUCUGUUGGUUUUUAGCAUUCCAUGGGGUUCUCUAGGGUCUCUCCUUCCCAAAUAUUAUAAGUAGGUUUAGGUUGAACUAGUAUUUACACUGAUCUCAAGAAUGCCUGGAGAAUUUUUUUGUAAGGAGUUACUGCUGUGCUGUAUAAAAAGGUUGAAAGGACAUCAUGGUGUGGGAGAGAAUCUUUUUCAGUGAAGUAAUAAAAAGGGAAGAGUUGUGGCUGAAGAAAAGAUACUGCAUUGGUGACUUUGCAAUUCAACAACUUCCUCGUGCAUCUUGAAGAGAUAUAUGUUUAUUCUAGUUAGAUUCAAUUCAACAGCAGCAGGAUUGGGUGCUGUAGUUCUUAAUUUAAAGUUUUGAGUUCACAGUCUGCACUAGAACAAAAAAAAAAAAAGUAUUUUCAGUUUAGGAAAUACUCUUCUGAAUUAAUUUCCACAAAUUAUGCAAGCUGCAUUGUUGUUGGUAUUUUUUCCCCAAACUUCAGUCUAAUUUUUCUUUAAUUGUUUUAUUCACUUCUUAUUUUUCAGGAGUCUUUGAAAAAUCCUUAGUGGUCAUGACAUUGUUACAAGUGACAUAAAUUAGCCAGUGGCUCAGAAUGAUGGAUACCCAGAAGACUACAAAUGGUUUGCAAGUGAUUGGAGAAGGGACUGGUAUAGGGAAAUCGACACUCCACAUGGUGGGGUAUUUGGGAAAAAACUGUGAUCCUGCAGAAACAACUGCACAUGAGUAUUGUCCAGUCUGCAAAGAGAAGGGUCAGAUCCAAGGUUUACGGACUUACCGCCUUAAUUUUCAGGAGUCCAUUUUCCUUUGUGAAAAUCCUCAGUGUAUCUACCCACUUGGUUAUAAACCAUUAAACAGCAUAAUCACUUCUACUGGUUCAGAAAAUCAUCAAGUUCCAUCUACUCACAAGAAAAGGAAAUUGGGUGAUACCAGUGACUUUUCUGCUGUUGAAUCAGAUCCAAAAAAAGCAAGAACUAAUAAUGUGCUCAAUGUUGAGCAUACCAUUAAUGCAGACUCCAUUGUGAAAAGCUACCAGAACAGUUUGUGUAUUCCCAAGGCAAGCCUAGGUGAUGUAUUACAAAAUGACCAGCAAAACCCUGGCAACCAUGUGGGGUCCAGCAUGCAGAAGGUGGAUUUUGAAACAACCACCAAGACCAACAACUACCAAGAAAGUCCACCAAAGACUUCUAGUCUCAAAACAGAACUAUUGCCAAAUUCUGAGCUUUUAUCAACAGCAUCUGAAAUUCCACUCAAAGAGAAGAAAGAUUCCAAUAAUAACAGAGAUUUGUGUCUUCAGUGGAGAAGCACACAUAAUCUCUGCUGGUUAGAUUGUAUUUUGUCAGCACUGGUACACUUAGAAACAUUAAAAUCUGCUCUAGCAGAGGAACAUAACUAUGGAAAAUGUUUACUCCAGAAACUUGUAACAAAGUAUAAUCAAGCAUCUGUUCUUCUGAAUACCUGUAAAAGGAGUAAAGUAAAAGAUGUUCUUCCAAAAGCAGAAUCUCAGCUCAAUGAAAUCAGAAACAUAAUGUUUACAGAACUUCAGCCUCAGCUGAGGUGUGAAUCGGGUAAUGUGGAGAAUCCAGUGUUUGCACUUCAGCUACUCUUACAAGUGGAUCAACAAGCAGAGAAACUAUUCUUGUAUUCGUUUUCAUGGAAGUUUGAAUGUGUAAAUUGUGGCCACAAAUAUCAGGACCGAUUGAAGAAAACACUAACAACAUUUACAAAUGUAAUCCCUGAUUGGCAUCCACUUAACGCUGUUCACAUUGGACCAUGUAAUAGCUGUGGUAAUACAUCUCAAAGACAACAGAUGAUCUUGGAAAAACUGCCCUCAAUAUUAACAUUACAUUUUGUGGAAGGCUUGCCACAUAACAACCUGAAGAAAUAUUCAUUUCAAUUUGAGAAAGAUACCUACCAAAUAACAUCUGUUGUUCAGUACCAAAAGGAUAAGAAGCAUUUCAUAAGCUGGUCUUUGAAUGCUGACGGAACUUGGCUUGAGUGUGAUGAUUUGAAGGGUCCAUAUUGCAAGACGCAUAAAAGACUUGAAGUUCCUCCUUCUGAGAUUCAUAUUGUUAUCUGGGAAAAGAAAGCAUCCCAUGUGCCAGAAGAAGUGAAUUCACAGUUCCAAAGUAAAAAUAGUGAAGAUUUUCCUCUUAAUAAAGUACAUUCAAAUUCCAGAGUGCUGCAUUGUGGUUUUGAGAACACUGUCAGCAAAACACCUGCAGAACACCACAAAGAGGAUUCUCUGCAGACUCCAGAGAAGAAACAGCAGCAAGUGGCUGAGGACCAAAGUAUUGUUCAUCAUGGUUCAGAAAAUCUGGCAGAUGAUGAUCUUGUAGCACUGAUGCUUGAAGAAGUUCCAGUUGACUCGGAAGAUAAAUCACUUCCUAAUGGACAGAUGGUGGGAAAGAACCUUCUUGAUGGAUGGGGCACACCACAACAGCAGGAACCAGCUUUUUCACUUAGCACUCCAUAUACAGGAGAGUUUCCUGGAACAAGUCUAGCUGUGAACAAUAAAUUCAUGUUACAUGAAAAUUCCAGUAUUAGCUUACCUGUAGAAGAGUUGAACCCAGUAAAUAUUACUCCUCCUGUGCCCAGAAAACGUGACCCUGAUUCAUCUGACUCAUCACCUUGUCAGUUAAAUGACAGAGCUAAUUCAGCUACCAGAGAACAUGGAUUAAAUUCAGAACUACUGCUAAACAAGAAGUUUUUAGCGGUAGAAAAUACUAUACAAAAAUCACUCGACCUGAAAGAUGAAAGCAAAACUGUAGUUAAUUCUAAAGCGGGCAGUUCUUCUGGUGCCAGUAAUUCAGCUCAGCCCUCACACAAAGACCAAAAAGGAGGAUUUGUAGGAAGCUGGGUAAAGAAAUUAUUAAGCAAGAAUACUUCUUUUAUGCCUUCAAGUGCCUCAGCUCUCAAGAAUGAGAGAAAUUGCAAAACUCCCUCAGUGCAAAAAGUAAGUGACGUUCGUCUGCCAAUUAAGGGCGCAAGUAACUUUGGUGGAUUCCAAAGCAGAGGUACAAAGAAAACAACUGAGACCCCAAAGUUACUGGCUUCUCAGAGUAAUAAUACUCAUCCUUUGUCAAAUUUCAAAGGAUUUUCUCCAAGCACUUGUCUUCCAACAGCGAAUCAUACCACUACUGUAGGUCCAACUUGGACUAAGUCAGAAAGUAGGUUGGGUACCCCAGGUAAAGUGACUCAGUUCCCUUCACCUGGUUAUAACUCUGGUAAGGCAGAAGAGUCAGACAGUGACAAAACAAAAAAACUUCGCCUAAAAUUGUUAAAAAAACUUAAUGCUAAAAAGAAGAAGUUGGCUUCCCUGGAUAGAUUAGUGGAACAGAUGAAACAGGAAAAACCUGUGAGUGGAGACACAAGCACCCCAUCACAGACUGAAUCUCAAAAUGACAGUGAAUUAUUGCAGAGCUUUUUGAGGGAGCUGCAGUAUCAGAUUGAUGUCACAGGUAAUGGAUCUGAGUUUAAUGCAAGCGCUGUGCCAGGGUGCACUGGCCGUGAUAAUACUGAUGAAAUACUGGCGGAGUUACUGUCCCCUACUUCGACUGCUGCUUCCAUGGAGGCUCCGAAGAGGGAGGAUGAGUGGAUGUACAUGGAAAUGGUGCACAGCGGGGUGGCAGCGGCCGUGCCCAGUGAGAGCAGCAGUGUGCCACAGGCAGCAGUGACAAGUCAGGACCGCAGUUACCAUAGUCCUGUAAAGGACGCUAACUCAGAGCUUGAUGCAAUAAACAAACAGUGCGUGAAAAAACUUUCUUUCGAAAGUCCUACAAGAAAUGAUAUUCUUGAAGACCUGUUCUCAAUUUCAGCACCAAGCUCAAUGGCAGGUGACAUAGAUUUACCUCAUUUUGAUGAAACUCUGUUUGAAACUUGGUAAAUACUCAGUUUCUCGGGGUUUUUUUCAGUAUUAUGUAUAUUUUGAAACAAAGCACUACUAAAUUAUAUUUUAUAACUAGUUUAAUUGCACACUGGCUGUACUUGAACAGUUUACAUGUGAGGGGGUUUUUUAAUAUUGUAACAAGCAAAUCAAGGUUUAAUGAAUUUUAUUUUUCUGAGAAGCGGUUAUUGUAGCUGUUAGAUAUGAUGAUGAAUUUUAAUUAAAAGCUCCUAUGAGUCUUAAUUUUUGCUGCUUUUAAUAUGAAAAACUUCCAUACUCUAGUGAGCUUGAAAAACAAUUAGGUUCUGUAGUCUUGAUGAUGUAAGAAAUACUAAUCAUGUAGUAGCGAUUGUACAGGACCAUUUAACUCCUGACAUUAUUUUGCCAACAUUUAAAGAAAAAUUUUAAAAAAUACCUUCUAUAAUUAGAGAAUUUUGCAUCUUCUGAUAUGAAGAUCAUUUGUAACAUAAACUUGGGGCUGGCAUUCUGCUAGGCUGGCAUUGAAUUCCUUACAGAAUUACUGUUCAAGCUCCUGCUGAUAUAGACACAUCCCUUGGAUCCAAGAAAAGCUGGAUAUAUGGUAGAAAUUUUCCUAUUUAAAGUUACAGCACCUACUGAGUUUUUAUCCUGGGCAACUGCAAAUACAACAUGGUAGAAUAUCUUCUGAGUCAGGUUUUUUUUUAAGUAGAGUUAGUAACAUUCAGUCCAACCUUUUCAUCACUAAGAAAGAAUAUCAGAUGUAUAUGUUAGUUUUUCAUAGCUGCAAAAACAUUUAAUAAAGGAAAGGUUUCUUAGAAAUUAUUUAACUGUGAGUGAAUGCCUAUUACUGUUGUCACUUGGAGUUUUUCAUGACUCAGGCAGUGCACCCCCGACCAUAUGUGAGAUGCCAAGGAGAGGCAAGGUCAGUAGGAAGAAAGUAAUGGAAAAAUGUGGCAAGACAGCAGUGACUAAGCAGAGGGAUUCACACCCUGGUGUUUCUGGAUAUGUAUAGCUUUCAUUUUACUAGAUUGGACUCUUUUUUAAAUGCAUAGACACAAAGCUGAGGGCAUUAAAUGCCAAGUUAGAUUAGCUGUACAUUUUUCUUGUUCUUGGAAAUAAGAAGGAUUUUGUCAGCAGGUCUUUAUAACAGACAUGUUUAGAUGUGUUCUGCAUUUUUUUAUUGUUUUAGAUCCCAAGUUCAAAGCAUUAAAUGCUCCGUCUUACUUUUCCAGUAGAUCCGGUUGAACAUAAUGCUAUUACAAGGCAUGGCUACAGAUUCUAAUGGUUUUGGAUUGUUUGAACUAGGUUUUAAAAGCUUUUGAAAAACUAUCAGUGGCCCUGAAAUCGCCAUGUAAACUUAUUUCCGCUGCAAUUGGGUACAUUGUUAUCAACUGGUACUUCCAGUUGAUGUGAAUGUUUUCAUUUUUGAAAUUUAAGUUAUUGUGAAGCACUUGAGCUUCUCCUUUGUUUUAAAUACUGUGGUAAUGUUACAAUAGAAAACAAAUGAAUGAAUUCUGAAUGUUGAGGGCUGGUGUACUGCUUGUGAAAUGUUUGCCCAUUUGUGAAUUCCCUAAUUAAAACAAAACAAAAAAGCUGACCAAAA
Messenger RNA from Prinia subflava (tawny-flanked prinia), 9138 nucleotides. It is a transcript of the gene USPL1, whose product is annotated as ubiquitin specific peptidase like 1. The coding region runs from base 4266 to 7556 and encodes 1096 amino acids. Lineage: Eukaryota; Metazoa; Chordata; Aves; Passeriformes; Cisticolidae. The record is from RefSeq and is a predicted model, not a curated record. Gene Ontology annotation, molecular function: SUMO binding. The transcript is spliced from 8 exons. Gene Ontology annotation, biological process: protein desumoylation; Cajal body organization. Gene Ontology annotation, cellular component: Cajal body.